AUGAUAUGCCUGGUCAUUAUCAAAAACAAAGGCCGUGUGCUCAACAUUCCAUUUAAUGAUCGAGACUGUGUUGAACAAAAUAAGCCUAUUAUUCAACCAUUGUCAAGCUAUCCAGACAAGAGCGAUCAAGUAAAAGUUUCCGACGUAAAAAUGGAGCAAGAAGUGAAAACUAUAAUCAACUCUGCCAUGGAUUUAGAAGACAAUCAGCAGACCGUAGAAGCAAUACAAGAAAGUACAAAUGGAAAGAUCAAAACAAUAGAGGAAGACUUGGAUGAUUUUUUCAAAUCGAUUGGUGAUGAAAAGAAGGUUGUAAAGCGAAGUAUUAGUAAUGAAGAAAAAAUCAACGAGCCAUUUUAUAAUGAUAUGAUUGAUCCUAAUACGCAAAAAUUUACAGAUAUUGUAAACCCAAAUUCAGUUUAA
Messenger RNA from Meloidogyne enterolobii, 420 nucleotides. NCBI's taxonomy places the organism in Eukaryota, Metazoa, Nematoda, Chromadorea, Rhabditida, Meloidogynidae. The record is from the annotation of a GenBank genome assembly.